AUGGCGUCUUUCGGCGGCUGCGGCAACGCCCGCCUGAAUCCGGGCGCAUCGCCGCCAUCUCAACUCUCUCACAGGAAAUUCUCGGCUCCCAGGCACGGCUCCCUGGGCUUCCUGCCUCGGAAGCGCAGCAGCCGGCAUCGCGGGAAGGUGAAGAGCUUCCCCAAGGAUGACGCCUCCAAGCCUGUCCACCUUACAGCCUUCCUGGGCUACAAGGCCGGCAUGACCCACAUCUGGCAGGACGACGAUGGCAAGAAGCAGUUGGAGAAAGACUUCAGCAGCAUGAAGAAGUAUUGCCAGGUCAUCCGUGUCAUCGCCCACACCCAGAUGCGCCUGCUUCCUCUGCGCCAGAAGAAGGCCCACCUGAUGGAGAUUCAGGUGAAUGGGGGCACAGUGGCCGAGAAACUGGACUGGGCCCGGGAGAAGCUGGAGCAGCAGGUGCCUGUGAACCAGGUGUUCGGGCAGGAUGAGAUGAUUGAUGUCAUCGGGGUGACCAAGGGCAAGGGCUACAAAGGAGUCACCAGCCGCUGGCACACCAAGAAGCUACCCCGCAAGACCCACCGAGGCCUGCGCAAAGUUGCCUGUAUUGGGGCCUGGCACCCUGCCCGCGUGGCCUUCUCUGUGGCGCGUGCUGGGCAGAAGGGUUACCACCACCGCACUGAGAUCAACAAGAAGAUCUACAAGAUUGGCCAGGGCUACCUUAUCAAAGAUGGCAAACUGAUCAAAAACAAUGCCUCCACUGAUUACGAUCUGUCUGACAAGAGCAUCAACCCUCUGGGUGGUUUUGUCCACUAUGGUGAAGUGACCAACGACUUUGUCAUGCUGAAAGGCUGUGUGGUGGGGACCAAGAAGCGAGUGCUCACAUUGCGCAAGUCUUUGCUGGUACAGACCAAACGCCGGGCACUGGAGAAGAUUGACCUCAAGUUCAUCGACACCACCUCCAAGUUUGGCCAUGGCCGCUUCCAGACGGUGGAGGAGAAGAAGGCGUUCAUGGGACCACUUAAGAAAGACCGAAUUGCAAAGGAAGAAGGUGCUUAA
Molecule: messenger RNA, 1035 nt
Organism: Chrysochloris asiatica (Cape golden mole)
Lineage: Eukaryota; Metazoa; Chordata; Mammalia; Afrosoricida; Chrysochloridae
Gene: RPL3
Product: ribosomal protein L3
Exons: 9
Coding region: 1-1035 (344 amino acids)
Biological process (GO): ribosomal large subunit assembly; translation
Cellular component (GO): cytosolic large ribosomal subunit; ribosome
Molecular function (GO): RNA binding; structural constituent of ribosome
Source: RefSeq, a predicted model, not a curated record